AUGAACCCGUCACCCCAAGCCCAAGAUCCGCUUGCUGAGGAGCUUAUCGCCAAACUUCGCAAAUAUGGUCUUGACCGCGAUGAAUCACUGCCACAUCUCGUUAUAUCCGGUAAUCUUUCUGCUGGCCGAGACUCUGUACUAAGAGAUUGGAAACUGCAUACCCCAUUCUCUACGGAAAUCGUUCUGCGAUGUAGCGAAGUCACCUCUUUCACCAUCAGAUUGAUUCCCGAUUUUUCCAGACCCGCUUCACAAAAAUCCAUCAUAAAGGCAUUUCAGAAGUCUAUCACUCAUAUUGGUGAACUUCCAGCUGUUGUAUUUUUGGCAACUACAAAAAUACAUACGGUUCCCGACACAAAAGACCUACCAGAUAAAACACCAUGGAAAGAUGUUUUGAGGAUUGAAAUAGAAGGCCCGUCGCAACCACAUCUCACCUUACUCGAUAUUCCUAGCCUUCUUGGAAAUAUCUCUAGAAUAAACAAUGGAUGCUACGAAGAUAAUACCGCUUCGAUUGCCGAAACAACUUCCUUCACAGCCGGCUCCAACACACCCACUCACACAGCUAUCACAGAAGAUUUCUUCCCUCCCGUUGCUUCCCGAGACACAGUUCCCCACGCCGGCAGAACAUUUAUGAUUAGAGAUCGUGACCAUGGCCGAGUAAUCGCGCUCAAAGAAGGAACCCUCCAAGUAUCCCCCAAUAUCCCUCGAGCCGGUGGAUGCCACUGGAUAUGUAUAGAGCGCGACGGCUGGUUUGGCUUCCGCAACAGCGUCUCUGGACAAUUUUUUGGCCAUGAUGGUAAAGGGAAAUUCCAUUGCAAGGUUUCGCACCAUCGAAACCAUGAGUGGUUUUGUACAAGGGCUCAUCCCUCGGGCGGACAUCUCUUGUUGAUGUUACAUGGGGAUAAAUUUCGACAGAUGAAAAUUGGGAAUGAUGAUACGGAAUUGGUGGAGACGGAUGGGGAGGGAACUGCGUGGGAUUUUAUAGAAGUCUAG
This is a messenger RNA of Sclerotinia borealis F-4128, 990 nucleotides long. NCBI's taxonomy places the organism in Eukaryota, Fungi, Ascomycota, Leotiomycetes, Helotiales, Sclerotiniaceae. The record is from the annotation of a GenBank genome assembly.